Messenger RNA from Lentinula edodes (shiitake mushroom), 1360 nucleotides. RefSeq lists its product as uncharacterized. Gene Ontology annotation, molecular function: syntaxin binding; SNAP receptor activity. Gene Ontology annotation, cellular component: SNARE complex; plasma membrane. The coding region runs from base 148 to 1182 and encodes 344 amino acids. The transcript is spliced from 3 exons. Gene Ontology annotation, biological process: exocytosis; vesicle fusion. Lineage: Eukaryota; Fungi; Basidiomycota; Agaricomycetes; Agaricales; Omphalotaceae. The record is from RefSeq and is a predicted model, not a curated record.
ACCGAUAACUAUUAUUAUCACUGCCGCUCCCGCUUUUAGUUUCCGGUGAACCUUGAUGUGGGAACAGCCUUGAACAUAUAUAAAUAUCAUCCGUUCGACUAGCCUCUCAUUUUCCCUUCCAUCACAUUACCCUCUUAUUUCGAAUUCAUGUCUUUCUUCUGGCGCAAGAACACUUCUAUUCCUCCCGUUGAACCUGCUGGCCAGGCUUCGGGGAAUAGUUCCUCACCACUUCCUUCUGCCAGCAGAUCAUCUUCUUACCCUUCCGUCGAUGGUGCUUCCACCAUUAGAGACAACUACAGCCGAAAUACAAACGUAGGAGACGUCUAUACCCGUGGAGGGGCGAAUGUAGACCAGGACCGAAAUGAGCUCUUUUCUGGCUACAACGCUCAGAAGUCCUUUGGCUCUGGUCGCUUUUCCGACGGCCCGCAGGGAGGUUUUAGAGACCCUCCCCCCGGAGAAGAGAACGACGAUGAUGUCGAGGGUAUUAAGAAACAAACACGCUUCAUCAAGCAGGAGAGUCUCAACUCUUCCCGUAACGCUCUUCGCCUUGCCAGGGAAGCUGAGGAGACUGCUCGUAACACGCUCAAUAGACUUGGUGAUCAGUCAGAACGAUUGGCCAAUACCGAGCGUCAUUUGGACGUCGCUAAGGGACAUUCCAGGAGAGCUGACGACAAAACCGACGAACUCAAGCAGCUCAACCGUUCCAUUUUUAGGCCUGUUAUCGUCUUCAACAAAGACAAGAAGCGAGUUGCACAGGAGACUCAGAUCCAAGCUCGAUAUGAAGAGGAGCGCGGGGAGAGGGAACAAACAAUGAUGCGUGUUCGCGAGACUCAAGAUCGUAUUGGUCGCGCGCAAGGUUACGGCCGUGGUAAUGGUGAUGAAGAGCUACUUGGCACUGGCGCCAGCGGGCGUUAUAGAUCUGCUGACCAGCUCGCAGCAAGGAAAGAGCAGAGGAAGCGUUUUCAAUUCGAAGCCACUGCAUCCGACGAUGAACUCGAGGAUGAAUUAGACGACAACUUGGAUGAAAUAGGUGACAUGACCAAACGACUGAAAGCUCUGGGAAUGACAAUGAACCAAGAGCUGGAGAGUCAGAACAAACAUAUUGACAACAUAGAGCAGAAAGCGGUUGGCUUGGAUGCCAGGCUAUUCCGUAACACUGAAAGGCUCAAGAAGAUCAAGUAGUUUACAGUGCUUGACGUCUUACAAUAAUCUGUCUUUAUACUUAGUUUGUUAUUGGUCUUGUCUCAGCAUCGGCUGGUCCGAUUCUGAGGGACAGUCUAGUACCUAGCUAUAUGUGUACAUACUCAUUCGCUCAUACGGGUGUACCGUAUAUUUUACCUAAUGCAUGGUUGGUGAAAAU